Messenger RNA from Austrofundulus limnaeus, 1888 nucleotides. RefSeq names its product ankyrin repeat and SOCS box containing 3 (gene asb3). Gene Ontology annotation, biological process: intracellular signal transduction. Gene Ontology annotation, molecular function: protein binding. The transcript is spliced from 10 exons. The record is from RefSeq and is a predicted model, not a curated record. Bases 86 to 1786 code for a protein of 566 amino acids. Lineage: Eukaryota; Metazoa; Chordata; Actinopteri; Cyprinodontiformes; Rivulidae.
AGGACGCGACGGUGUUUUGGUCUGACGUCAUCAAGCGGCGACUCAUCCCGGUUCCGCAGAAUAGAAAAGCUAACACCAGCUGCAGAUGGACUUCACAGAGUGCUACUCAGACACGGUGUCCAGUGUUGCUGCUGCAGCUCGGUGUGGCAGCAGAAGGCAGGUCAGGAGGCUGAUAGAGCGCGGCGGCAGCAUGGACUGUCGAGACAACCGGGGCUGGAACGCUCUGCACGAGGCGGCAGCAGCCGGCAGUAGGGAGUGUGUGCAGGAAAUACUGUCUGCAGUCGCCGCCCGUGUCUCCAGGCGUGGUGAUUAUGUGAACUCUUUAACUCACGAGGGCGAGUCRGCGUGUUACCUGGCGGCACAGCGAGGACACCUGUCUGUGGUUCGACUCCUCCUGAAGGCUCACGCUGACAUCAACCAGCUGACUAAUGACUUGUCCUGUCCUCUGUACGCAGCUGUCGACCACGGACACCAGGAGGUGGUUAAGCUGUUGAUCAGCAGAGGAGCAGAGGUGGACCGAACUCACACGGCUUCCUGUUGGACCUGCCUUCAUCAAGCUGUUUACAAGGGUCACCGUGAGGUCGUGCAGAUUCUAGUUAACGUUUGCAACCUGGAGGCUCUCGACGACCACCGGAUCUCCCCUCUGUUUGUGGCUGCGCAGUACGGCCGGACGGAGUGUCUGCAGAUACUCAUCAGUGCUGGUGCUUGUGUGAACACCCAGGCAGCUGAUCUGGCCACGCCGCUGUUGAUCGCCUCUCAGGAGGGCCACCGGGCCUGCGUGGACCUGCUGCUGGACCACGGUGCUGAUCCRAACAUGGCCUGCAGCCUCGAGUGGCCUCAGCUUCCUGUUCAUGCUGCGGCUGAGUUCGGACACAUCGGGAUCCUCAGGAGGCUGAUAGACGUCACGGAUCGGUCAUGUGACCGUGGCGACGGCAUGGUGAGCCCGUUGUACGUGGCCAUCAACGGUGAUCAGACCAGCUGCAUCCAGCUGCUCCUGGAGGAGGGAUUCAGUCCAGAUGCUCAGGACUGCACGCAAACCCUGGGCUUCUGUUCUCCGCUCUCCCUGGCGUUAUUUCAUUCAGAAAACAAACCGCGCAGUGACUCAGUAAAGCUGCUGCUCGCUGCAGGAGCAACCUUGGGUGCAGAAGAAUGGACGUAUGUCUUGGCCACAGACAGAACAGACCUGCUGGAUCUGGUUCUGGACCACCGGUGGAUCCCUCGGCCCGAGGCUUUAACCUCAGACCCUUCUUCAUCACGUCAUCAUCAUCAUCAUCAUCAUCAUGAGAAGACGGCGUUCCGGCUGCAGGAGCUGAGGGAACUGGUCUGCGUGGCUCUGAGUCAAGAACGUUUUGCUACCUGUUGGCUCCCUGUGGUCUUGAGGGCCGGACUGGACCCGUCUUUGCUGCUUCACCCUCACAUGCUGGAGCAGGCAGACKGCCAGGUGUUGAACUACCUGCUUCAGUUUGUGAACUGCUCCACUCUGUCUCCUCCUCUGAAGCUGAUUCUGGAUCAGCGGCGGGCAGACAAGUCCUGGGAUCCGUGCCCUAGUUUUGAUUCGGUUCCUYGUCUGUCCCACAUCUGCCGGCUGAAGAUCAGAGACGUUCUGGGACCAGACCUACUGAUGAGGACAAACGUGGUCCAGCAGCUGCCCAUUCCCUCCCUCCUUCAUGAUUUCCUUAAGUUCAGAGAUGCUCAGGACCUUUCCUAYCUGCACACACCUCCCUCACCUGUUAUAAAUCGAGUUCAGAGAUACCGCAGUGCGCACCAACACCAACAUGUUCUGUGACAUCAUCGGGUUUCCUCAGGUUUUCAUUUAAAAAUCACACACAUGUUAAAACCCAUACUUUUAUUUAUUUAAGUCCCAUAAAAAUAAAAUUUAUGUUUGCAA